AUGAACACGGAGAACAUUGAGAUCUUUGGAUCAGUAUUUUUUCCAGUCUUUUAUUGUGUGGUAUUCAUGUUCCGCUUGGUGGGAAACAGCUUGGUCAUCUGUGUUCUGGUAGUUUGCAAGAAACACCAGCUAAGUUAUGUCUUUUUGGAGAACUUCGCCGUCUCUGGCCUGCUUUAUGUUUUCUCCCCACCCUUCCUGGCUCAUUAUGCUUCAGGCCAAUGGACUUUUGGAAAUGCAAUGUGUAAAAUAAUAUGUGGAAUUUACUACAUUGGCUUCUACAGCAGCAUAUUCUUCAUAACCCUAAUGAGUAUAGAUAGGUAUUUAGCUAUCGUCCAUGCUGUGUACGCUCGGAAAGUUCGAACAACUAUGCUGAGCAUUGUUAUAAGCCUCGCUGUUUGGUCAGUGGCCAUUUUAGCUUCAGUACCAAAUAUUUUAUUCAUCCAAGAAUUUAAUGAAGAUGGCAUUAUGAAAUGUGCAUCUUAUUACCAGUAUAAGGACUAUUGGAAACUUUUAAUCAAUUUUGAAGUGAAUAUAAUGGACUUCCUGAUCCCAUUUGGCGCACUCAUUUUCUGUUACUCCCACAUCUUGUAAAACCUGCAGAGAUGCAUGAACCGAAACAACUUAAAGCUGGUUUUCUUGGCUGUAGUUGUGUCUUUCCUCUUCUGGACGCCCUUCAACAUAGUGAUUUUUCUGGUUUCUUUGCAAAGCCUGCACAUCAUAGAUGACUGCGAGAUGAGCAAAAGCCUAGACCUGUCCCUGCAGGUAACUGAAACCAUCUCCUUCAUCCACUGCUGCCUGAACCCAGUGAUCUAUGCUUUUGUGGGUGAAAAGUUCAAGAAAUACCUUCAUGAAAUAUUCCAAAUACAUGUAUGA
Messenger RNA from Dermochelys coriacea (leatherback sea turtle), 873 nucleotides. Its product is annotated as C-C chemokine receptor type 8-like. NCBI's taxonomy places the organism in Eukaryota, Metazoa, Chordata, Testudines, Dermochelyidae. Gene Ontology annotation, cellular component: membrane. Gene Ontology annotation, biological process: chemotaxis; inflammatory response; immune response. Gene Ontology annotation, molecular function: C-C chemokine receptor activity. The record is from RefSeq and is a predicted model, not a curated record.